This is a messenger RNA of Rangifer tarandus platyrhynchus (Svalbard reindeer), 1113 nucleotides long. The record is from the annotation of a GenBank genome assembly. NCBI's taxonomy places the organism in Eukaryota, Metazoa, Chordata, Mammalia, Artiodactyla, Cervidae.
AUGAGUGCCUCGGCGGCCACGGGGGUCUUCGUGCUGUCCCUCUCGGCCAUCCCAGUCACCUACGUCUUCAACCACCUGGCUGCCCAACACGAUUCCUGGACAAUUGUAGGGGCUGCUGCCGUUGUCCUGCUCCUGGUGGCCCUGCUGGCUCGUGUCCUGGUCAAAAGAAAACCCCCUCGGGACCCACUGUUCUAUGUGUACGCUGUGUUCGGAUUUACCAGCGUCGUAAACCUCAUCAUAGGACUGGAGCAAGAUGGGAUCAUCGACGGGUUCAUGACACACUACCUGAGAGAGGGUGAACCGUAUCUGAACACGGCCUAUGGACAUAUGAUCUGCUACUGGGACGGCUCUGCUCAUUAUCUGAUGUAUCUGGUGAUGGUGGCAGCCAUAGCCUGGGAGGAAAGUUAUAGAACCAUUGGCCUAUAUUGGGUCGGAUCUAUUAUUAUGAGCAUUGUUGUUUUUGUGCCAGGAAACAUUGUAGGGAAGUAUGGAACACGUAUUUGUCCUGCCUUUUUCUUAAGCAUACCAUAUACUUGUCUUCCUGUCUGGGCUGGUUUCAGAAUCUAUAAUCAGCCAUCAGAAAAUUAUAAUUAUCCCUCAAAGGUCAUUCAAGAGGUCCAAGCAAAAGACCUGCUGAGAAGACCUUUUGAUUUAAUGUUGGUUUUGUGUCUCCUUCUGGCGACUGGAUUUUGCGUGUUUAGAGGCUUGAUUGCCUUGGAUUGCCCAGCUGAGCUCUGCCGAUUAUAUACGCAAUUUCAGGAGCCGUACCUAAAGGAUCCUGCUGCUUAUCCUAAAAUCCAGAUGCUGGCGUAUCUGUUCUAUUCCGUCCCUUACUUUGUGAUCGCGCUUUAUGGCUUGGUGGUUCCCGGAUGCUUCUGGAUGCCCGAUAUAACCCUGAUACAUGCUGGAGGUCUAGCUCAGGCUCAGUUUUCUCACAUCGGUGCUUCUCUUCAUGCUAGAACUGCUUAUGUCUACAGAGUCCCUGAAGAAGCGAAAAUCAUUUUUUUAGCCUUAAACAUAGCAUAUGGAGUUCUUCCCCAGCUCCUGGCCUAUCGCUGUAUCUACAGACCCGAAUUCUUCAUAAAAACAAAGGCAGAUGAAAAAGUUGAAUAA